Gaeumannomyces tritici R3-111a-1 is the source of this 900-nucleotide messenger RNA. RefSeq lists its product as hypothetical. Gene Ontology annotation, biological process: dUMP biosynthetic process; dUTP catabolic process. The transcript has 2 exons. Gene Ontology annotation, molecular function: magnesium ion binding; dUTP diphosphatase activity. NCBI's taxonomy places the organism in Eukaryota, Fungi, Ascomycota, Sordariomycetes, Magnaporthales, Magnaporthaceae. Bases 1 to 531 code for a protein of 176 amino acids. The record is from RefSeq and is a predicted model, not a curated record.
AUGUCGCAGCCACAUUACGCCGUUUCAAUCAAGGUCGACAACACGGUGCCCAUCACGUCCGCUGACGCCGCUACUACCACCACGGCCGUCACGCUCGAGCAGUGCCCGCCGCUCCUGGUCAAGAAGCUCUCGGACAAGUCCCGGCUCCCGACGCGCGGCAGCGCCUUCGCCGCGGGCUACGACCUGUACGCCGCGCGCGAGACGGUCGUGCCGGCCCGCGGCAAGGUCUUGGUCGACACCGACAUCAGCAUCGCCGUGCCCGCCGGCACCUACGGCCGCAUCGCCCCCCGGUCCGGCCUGGCGGCCAAGAACUUCAUCGACACGGGCGCGGGCGUUAUCGACGCCGACUACCGCGGCCAGGUCAAGGUGCUGCUCUUCAACCACGCCGACGCCGACUUCAAGGUGGACGAGGGCGAGCGCGUCGCCCAGCUCGUUAUCGAGCGCAUUUACACCCCCGAGGUCGUCGAGGUCCAGGAGCUUGAGGAAAGCGUGCGCGGCGCCGGCGGCUUCGGCAGCACCGGCUGCACCUGAGGCAGGCGAGAGCGGGGAAAGCUCUCGCCUGGCUCCUUGGGGGACUCGGGGCGGCAUGGACUAAGGUUAUGGCAUGGCUUUUGUUGCGACGAUAGAAUCAACUGGGAUGGAGUUUGGGCUAUAAUUUGACAUGGUUAGGGGCAUCUGCUCGCAUUUCCAAGGGGAAAAUGCUGUGGUUAAGGAUUAAAUCACCAAACAGAUCUUGAUGGAGAGUCCUACUGUUACGGGACCAGACCAAGGUAGUACCCGUUACACCAAGGCAAAAGAGGAACGCUGUUGUAGCUGGGGCCACAGCUUAUGCGAGGUCCUUAUAAGUGACCGUACCGUGACACCUACAGAUCGGCCCUCCGGGCAUUAGGAGCUCCUGCC